AUGGAUCUCUUAGAAGAUAUUUUCCAAAAUAACUUACCCAAGUAUCUCGAAGAUGGCGACAGCUUCGAUUUUAUCAUAGUGGGAGCUGGGAGUGCCGGGGCCGUGCUAGCGAACAGGCUGACGGAGCACGGCGGGGCCAAGGUGUUGGUCGUGGACACCGGCGGCGACCCACCCGUUGAGGCAGUGCUCCCUGGCUUAUUUCAAUACACGCCGCGAACAAGGAUAGACAAAAACUAUACGUCUGAGUACGAGAGCGGGCGGCAGCAAUGCCACCGCAACCGCGUCGCCAACCUGACCAGCGGCAACGUGAUGGGCGGCGGCAGUAGCAUCAACUACAUGAUCUACGUGCGUGGCAAUCGGCAAGACUACGACCACUGGGCCGAGCUCACCAACGACACCGGCUGGAGCUACAGAAGCGUGUUACCUUACUUCAUAAAGUCAGAAAAACUACAGGAUCCCGAAAUAUCGCACUCUCCGUUCGCGGUGUAUCACGGCACUGAUGGAUACAUUGGAGUGACGCGACAACAUGAUAACAGCACCGAUAAAUAUUUCGAGGCCGUGAAGGAACUCGGCGAGGACGUUCUUCUCGACAUCAACGGCGAGCGGCAGGUGGGGUACACGCGACAGCUGCUGACAGUGGCCGGCGGCGCGCGCCAAAGCACCGCCUGCACUUACCUCGCCGCCGCCAGGAACAGGCCGAACCUCUUCGUUUUGAAGUACACCACCGUCACUAAAAUCGUUUUCGAUGAAUUUAACAACGCGGUCGGAGUGACUGCGCAACUAUCGAACGGCACCAAAGUGACCCUCCGAGCCAGAAGGGAAGUUCUGCUCUGCGCCGGCGCCAUCAACAGUCCCAAGCUAUUAAUGCUGUCUGGAGUUGGGCCGAAGAAACAUCUACAUGAAAUGAGGAUCCCGGUGCGCGUCGACUUGCCGGUCGGGUACAAUUAUCACGAUCACGUUCAGGCUAGUUUGUUAUUUAAAAUGGAAAGAUCGAACGCAUCUCAGGCAGCGCCGCCCCUCACCGAGUUCCCGCUGACCACCUUCACGGGCUAUGUCAGCCUGGAUGCGGGGCCACCCCGGCCGGACUACCAGGUCAUCAACUUCAUCGUGCCCAACGAUUCGACGGCAACGCUUCAGCUGUGCGCUUUUAACUUCUGGUUCGAUUACGACAUUUGUCAAAAGAUUUUCGACGCGGUCAAAGGAAGAUACACGCUGUUCAGUUCCGUGAAUCUGAUCUACCCGAAGUCCCGCGGCAGGGUGUCGCUGCGCAGCGCCAAUCCGUUCGAGGACGCUCGCAUCGACACCGGCAUGCUGACCGAUCCGGCGGACGUCGAUAGCUUGGUCCUUUACCUUCAAAACUUUUUACGUAUUUUAAACACAAAGUAUUUCCGUAGUGUAGACGCGGAGCUGGUCGAUUUGGCCUGUGCCAAAUGUAACAAUUCAGAGUUUGCAAGUGCGGAGUACUGGCGGUGUUACGUGCUGUGUUUGAUGAACACGUACUUCCACUACGUGGGCACGUGCGCGAUGGGCUCGGUGACGGACUCUCGGCUGCGUGUGCGCGGCGUGCGGCGGCUGCGCGUUGUGGACGCCAGCGUCAUGCCCACCACAGUGGGCGGCAACAUCAACGCGCCCGUCAUCAUGAUCGCAGAGAAGGCGGCUGACAUCAUCAAACGGGCACAUUUCGGUUGAUGAUCUCAAGAACAUUGAUUUAACUUUUGCGUUGUAACGAUUACUGAUAACAGAUAACAUGAAUCUAAUAAAGAUUUUUUGUGCACUUA
Papilio xuthus (Asian swallowtail) is the source of this 1778-nucleotide messenger RNA. RefSeq names its product glucose dehydrogenase [FAD, quinone]-like. NCBI's taxonomy places the organism in Eukaryota, Metazoa, Arthropoda, Insecta, Lepidoptera, Papilionidae. The record is from RefSeq and is a predicted model, not a curated record. The transcript has 3 exons. Bases 1 to 1689 code for a protein of 562 amino acids. Gene Ontology annotation, molecular function: oxidoreductase activity, acting on CH-OH group of donors; flavin adenine dinucleotide binding.